This is a messenger RNA of Ostrea edulis (European flat oyster), 4529 nucleotides long. RefSeq lists its product as uncharacterized. The transcript has a single exon. Bases 1035 to 1877 code for a protein of 280 amino acids. The record is from RefSeq and is a predicted model, not a curated record. Lineage: Eukaryota; Metazoa; Mollusca; Bivalvia; Ostreida; Ostreidae.
GGUGAAUACAUUACAUGAUGGAUAUUUAGUAGUGUUUAGAAACAUUAAGGCUUUAAUGUUCUAGGAUACCAUAUAAGGACAGGUAAAUGGUUAAGGAUAUUAUUUCCUCUAUGGUAAUUUUCAGUAUAAUUGUGCCGAAACUUGACACAUUACAUAUGGGUAAAACAUUCGAGUUUUUUGGCGUAGCACGACCUGGUUUUUCAUAUAUGUAUGAUAUAUGUUAUACAUAUAACAUAACCUGCAAUUUUAAGACAUGCUAAAGGAACAUUUUAUACAUUGUUCUAUUAUCCAGUAAGAUAUUUUCAUCACUAGAAGUGAAUCCAUGCUGUGUGUGCAUCUGUGAGAGUAUAUAUAAUAUAGGUAAUAAGUGGCAUAUUCAGCUUAUUCUUAAUGAACUCGCUUUAAUGCAACUUUGUGUGAUGCUGCUGUUUAUUUAUGUCCCUUCAUUUUCUACCUUGGACGCAAGUUUCGGUGUUCAUUGCUGAUGAGGCUAGUGCAUAUGUCUAAAAAGGUGUACAUAUUUGUAAGCACAGCAGCUGACUCUCAUCUAUGGAUGAUGUUAGUUCCGUUUUACAUUAUAUAAUACUACAAACUGUAAGAUGGGUGAUAACACCUAUUCCUCUUCUACAGCACUUUUAGUUAUAUUCGGUGCAGCUUACAAUUUUGCUAAGAUCAAUCAUCUCAUUCUGAUAUUUAUUGAAAUAGUAUUUUCAACAUCAGUUGAUGAUAAUGCAAAUAUGGAUGCAAAUAAUUUGAACAUGUUGAGAGCAAAUACUUCAUGCAUAUGUAUUGUAGGGGAAAUGUCAUAUACCCCUGCAAAACGAAAACGUCUUAGAGCAAGGGAAAACAAUGAUGUUCCUGGACCUUCUACAGAACCAUACCAUCAUCCGUUGUCCAGUGUGGUGCCAAUGCUUGACUAUGCGGAGCUGGCAAGACACAUUGUGCAACAACAAGCAAUCCAAUGACAGGCGGAACAACAGUUGGUUACCGAAAACAAUAUACAAGGGAGCCAGUCAGAAGCUGCAACACCCACAAUGACAUCAGCAACAUUGUCAGGUGGAACCCAUAGUGUGGGGGCUACCAAUGUCCUACCUGGGCCACAGUCUGUCUCUCCCAUGGACACCCCCAACAUUUCUAAUGUGGGUUCGAUUUUAGAUGUAGUUUUCUCAGGUGAGUCAGUAAGGUUUCCACCAAUCAAGAUGUUAGAUGCGAUACCUUUAGGUGCUACGAUUUCGGUUAAAUUGAAAAAUAAGAUUUGGUCAAAUGAGUUUGUUGAUUUGCGCUCACUUCUUCCUGAUCAAUCUGAAGAACCACUCUCUAUCACCAUCAAAGCUGGUAAAAUUGAUGUGGAGCACACAUCUAAAAACAAAUCACCCCUCAGCAUUAGUCAGUGGACUGAUGCUUUUUUGAUUUUCUCCACUAUAUACGUACAGAAAAAUCCCCAGGAGGCUGGGAAUCUGCUCAAGUACUGUUUUUCAGUGAGGGAGAUGAGCAGUUUAUACAUUGAUUCAGCCUGGAGGGGUUAUGAUGAGAGUUUUAGGCGGCUCAGAAAAUCUCAAACACUGCCUUGGGAAAAUUCUGUCCCAGAAUUAAGACUCAAGGCAGCCUCUAUGGGGUUUAAGGUUCCUGGAAAACCAGCAAACCAGACUUAUGGAAAACAGAAUCCUUUUCGCCCCUUUUCGGCUAAAGUCUGCUUCGCAUAUAACAGUGGUCAGCAAUGCGCAUCAAACCCCUGUAAAUACGCUCACUUUUGUCAAGAGUGUACCGGCAAACACCCACAAUCUAAAUGUUUUCAAAGGGAGAAGCAACAUUUCAAAGGAGGAAACAGGCAAAAACAAUCUGCCAACGCCUAUACACCCAACAAACCUGCAAAGUGAGCUCCAAGGAUACCCCAUUGAUAAAGUAGAAUUUUUUAUACAUGGGGUUACCCAUGGUUUUUGUUUAGUUCAUUGGCUCGCCAGACACGCAUGAACCUCAUAAUCAUAAAUCUGCAUUACAACACCCGGAAGUGAUAGAGGAAUAUAUUAAAAAAGGUUUAGACACUCAAAGAAUACAUGGUCCAUUUCCCUCUCCUCCUGUUACUUAUUUUAAAACCUCUCCCUUGGGGGUGGUCCCUAAUUCGGACCCUGGGAAAUUCCGGAUACUCCAUGACCUUUCUUAUCCACAUGGUCAUUCUGUAAAUGCUCUUAUCCCCCAGAGGCCUCUGCAGUUACUUAUGACUCCAUUGACACGAUUAUCUCACUUGUUCAAAAAUUCGGAAAACGUGCACUUAUAUCUAAGUCUGACAUUAAGGAUGCCUUUAGGAUCAUGCCUGUCAAUCCCUUAGAUUACCAUUUAUUAGGUUUUGUUUGGAAUUCUGCGUUCUAUUUGAGUGCAAGCACUAUAUCAUCACACAUAUCUGCUCUGGGCUAUGUCCACAAAUUGUUCAAUUUGCCAGAUCCUUCUCAAGCCUUUAUAGUAAAGAAACUUCUGCGUGGUUGUCACAAAUUGGCAGGGACUGUAGACUCAAGGCUACCGAUAACGAAAGAUAUUUUAGCAAAACUUCUUGCGGCUUUGUCUCAUACAUUUGCAGCAAAAGCCAACUACAUAUUAUUAGAUGCUCUGUUUAAAUUAUGCUUUCAUGCAUUCCUUCGCCUUGGGGAAGUUGUUUCAAAAUCUGCAGGAAGUAGCAGUUUGGUGGUGCAGCGGUCAAAUGUCGCCUUUCAAUUUGAGGGUUCGUUACUGAAAUCAGUGCAGAUAGUUCUACAUCAUUUCAAAAAUCAGAAACAUAACAAUCCUUUUGUCAUUACACUUGAGAGCAGCAUAGAUCCAACAAUGUGCCCUGUGGCAGCUCUGCAUCGCUUUUUAUCACAUUUCAAGCAUUCUUCGGGACCCUUAUUCCAGUUCAUAGGGGGGAACCCUGUUACAUAUUCUUGUGUCUCCACUCAACUCUAUGCUGCUGCAACCUUUGCUGGUCUGAACCCAAACUUGUACAAAGGUCAUAGUUUUAGAAUAGGUGCUGCUACAUAUGCCACAAGUCUGGGUUAUUCUGAGAAUCUGAUCAAACAAUUAGGCAGAUGGAACUCUAAUACCUUUCGUCGCUAAAUAAGAAUACCUGCUUUCAACCUUUAACUUAUUUUCUACCCCAUCCUCUGCUUUUUUAACUUGAUAGUCGGGGCGCAUUCAGGUUCAGCAACAACCUUUGGCAGGUCAGUGUCUAACUACUGCUAAAGACUGCAUCACUUGCGUACAUACACCUGUUGUAAACUUGGGCAGGUCAGUGUCUAACUGCUGUUAAAGACUGCAUCACGUGCGUGCAUAUAUCACUUGAAAACUUGGGCAGGUCAGUGUUUAACUGCUGCUAAGGACUGCAUCAAUUGACUGUUAUAUCAAUUUUGAGACUUCGAGCAGGUCAGUGUUUAACUGCUGCAAAAGGUUUGGUACUGUGUAAAUAUUUAAACAAAAUAGGUUUUUUUGCAAGUUGAUAUCUGUUAUAUUUUCUUUGUAGUAAUUUUUAUUUCUUUUUGCAAGUUGUAGAGAAUUUUUUUCUGUUUUAUAUGCUACACAUUGGUACUGUAUACAUUGCUAUACGUGGUUGGUGCAAUAUACCUUACUGACUCACUUAGUUACGUUAUCUUUUUAUACACAGAUAUGUCCAAAGUAUGUCUUGUUAUAUACAAUAUCCUUUAUGUUAUAGCACAGGAAUGUGUCAACUUUGGUAACCAUACACACUGUUAAUUGCAAUCGGGUCAGUAUUUAACUGUUUAGGUGUUAUAAAUGUUUAUUAACUCUCCACAAUUAAACUAGUUAUAUGAUACUGUGUUUCAUAUCUUGUGGCCUUAUUUGUUCGCCAUCUUUUUGCUCUGGGUUUGUUUUGAUGAAUUUUUAUUUAUCAUCUUAUAGCGUAGCAUUAUUUAAGUUAUUUUGUCUUCUUUGGGGGAAAUCAGACUUUGAGUAAUUUAGCUUUGUAGGUACUUUCAUGUAGAAUGUAUUAUCUGAUUUCCCCCCAAAUCUUAUGUUGAAGAUUUCUUUCGUCAUUUGGUAUUGUAAUAAAUGACAAAUUUUCAAAAAGGGGGUGAGGUUAGGUAUUUUUUGCUAGUUCCAUAUUGAACCCCAUUAUGGUGUAUAAUUUUUUAUUAUAUUUAACUUACUAAUAGAUUAACCACUUAAUGAAAUAAAAUAAGAAAUUUGAUGGAUAAUUGUUUGCAGCUUAAGCAAAAGUAUGACCCUGUGUGCAAAUAUUGUGCACUAUUUUAAGGUAAUUAGUCAACGUAGCUUUGUUGAAGUAAUGUUGUUGCACGUUAAUAAUGAUUGCUGAACUUGAAAUUGAUGUGCAAUACACAAGUAUGUGAAAUGUUGUUUGGAACCAUAUAUGACAAGUUAUGAUCCUUUUUACAAUAAAAAUGUUAUAGCUCUAUUUGUAUAUUGCUCUCUACUUAUUUUUCUUCCCUUUUUACGCUUUACAAGGACUAAAGAAGGUGUUAUUAAAAUUGCCAUCUUUCUCAAAAACAAGGUCGAUUACCUACAUUGAUAUUUUAUUAUGUUUUAUA